AUGAUGGAGGGCAUCAACAUCCCUGAGCUUGUGGAAAGGUUGGGGAGUGAUGAAGACGCUGUCCGUAAAAUGGCCGUCUUUAAACUCCAGGGGAACAUUGGGGAUCCUUCCUUUGCUGAUAUCUUCAUUGCUGAAGGUGGACUGUCCAGAUUGCGCUACCUGACGCUACAUGCAAGUGGGAAUACAUUGGCAUACAGUUUGACAAGCCUUGCGCGACUAUUGGAGGUGGAUAAAGGAUGGGAGUUUGUGAACCAGGAUGUGGUGGAAAGGAUUGUCGAACUUAUUGUUACUCAUCCUCUGGUAAACAUAUUGCGCGGAGCAAUGUCGAUUCUUGUAUCCGUCGUAUCACAUCCUUAUACCGGUGGCCAUUCCCAGUCAGGAACCUUCGGUUUUCGCGCCCUGAAGCCCGCAAUCGCCAUUUACCCGCAAUUCCUGGAGAUGCUUGUGAGCAGACUCUCGUCCGCCGAUCAUGCACUUUGUGCCAAUGCGCUCCAAUUGAUCAAUUGCCUCAUGCGCGACUCGAUAACAAACGAUUCGGAACAUGAAUGGCCCAAAUUCAUUCAGAGAUUACAAGACUUGGGCGCGAUCAGAGCUGUCUACGUUCUCAUGCAGGGGACUGCGCUGCAGGAUCUGGCGCAUCCCCUCAUUGAGUUCCAAUCUCUGACAAAGGUGCUUCUGCGGAAGUGGCGUGACGUUUACCUGGAUCUAGAGAAGCCAGAACACAGAAGGGCAUUGAAAGGGUUUUACGUGGCGAGUAACCCCGAGAAGAAUCAGGAUAAGGCACCGGAUACUGGUGACGAGACGCCGCGCCCCUCCAAGAAACACCACUCGGAGAAAUGGCGGCGACUUGGGUUUGAGUCGGAGAACCCUGUUUCUGAGUUUGAUGGGACCGGAUUUCUAGGAAUGAUGGAUCUCGCUGAUUACGUUCGAAACUAUUCGGACGAGUUCCAAAAGAUGCUCUUGGAGCAAUCAACGAAAUCGGCAGAGCAACGAUGCCCAAUUGCUCGUGCGUCCUUGACAGUAACUUCGAUCUUGUACGACCAUUUCGAAGUUGACAAGUCGGACAUGGAAGAUGCCAAGAGCUAUCUUAUCAUGGACUCUCAGUCCAACCUAGACCGAGUAUUCAGACCUCUAUUGCUGCACUGGACCCGAUUGCAUGUUGCGGGACUUCAUGCAUUCUUCCGGCUGUGGAAAGCUACAGGCUCCGAGGUGGAGGAUUUUGAUAAAAUUGCCGAGCUUGUUCGCAUUCUCAUUGAGUCAGUUGUGGGAGGAGCGCCACGAACAAAGGAUGUACAGGACGUAGAGGGAGAGCUGGCCGAAUUCGAUUAUCGGCGGCUUCGUGAACUCCAGAUGGAGAUUCUGGAACUUACAUAUGAAGAUGUGUGGGGUCAGCAUCUCCGUCAGGUGCGUGACGAACUACAUCACGAAGCUCUGCAGUUUGUCAAGGAGCAGAGGAUCCGAUGCCUACUACAGGGCGCUUGGUUCUUCAAUGGAAACCCUCCCAAAUCGGAAACAGGGUCGUCUUUUUCCAAGUCCACGUACAGAUAUGCCCAAUUGUCCCACAACAGAAGAUAUCUUCACUUUGGGGAUUUCGAUACUACAGGUAAUCGACGUCCAGACCUGGACGCCUUGCCGGACAAAAUUGAUCUCUCUACCGUUUCGUCUGUCGUUUCGAACGUCUCGGCAGCACCAGACGAUGCUCCUUCAACUGUGAAGACAACACCUCGCCAACCUGUUUCCUCUACCAAGAUUACCAUUCAUGGCUAUGUCCCGUCUGGGACAGCCGCGGGUGCUCAGAAGAGCCAUAAUCGCGCUCGCUCGACCAGUAGGGCAACACAGAAGGAGGUGGUACUGUUGACUCUCCGGCCACAGUCCAUCAGCACUGCAUCUGAAUGGCUCGACGGCUUACUUAUGCUCCUGAAUCAGCAGCCCAUCACGGCAGAAACUAACAAAUUGAUUGACCUUGUCAGCAAUUACGGGCUAAAGAUUCGUUUGCUGAAUAUUCGGUUUGACGAUGCUGUCUUUGUCGGGGAAGCUCCCCAGGUCCCCUCUCGGGAGGGUCUUGACGACGAUUAUUAUUACGAUGUGUUUGGGGGUGCUUGA
This is a messenger RNA of Aspergillus chevalieri, 2103 nucleotides long. Its product is annotated as ELMO/CED-12 family protein. Gene Ontology annotation, biological process: actin filament organization; cell motility. Gene Ontology annotation, cellular component: plasma membrane. The record is from RefSeq and is a predicted model, not a curated record. The transcript has 3 exons. NCBI's taxonomy places the organism in Eukaryota, Fungi, Ascomycota, Eurotiomycetes, Eurotiales, Aspergillaceae. The coding region runs from base 1 to 2103 and encodes 700 amino acids.